This is a messenger RNA of Rhineura floridana, 3991 nucleotides long. RefSeq lists its product as uncharacterized. Lineage: Eukaryota; Metazoa; Chordata; Lepidosauria; Squamata; Rhineuridae. Bases 539 to 1465 code for a protein of 308 amino acids. The record is from RefSeq and is a predicted model, not a curated record. The transcript is spliced from 5 exons.
CUGUUUGUUGCAAGUUUCACAUAGCAAGAAGACAGGGAGAGGGAGCGUGAACGAGAAAGGAGCCGGGGCAGAGCGUGCGCUGGAGGGCAAGGAGGAAGGGCGAGCGGAGAGUGUGUGGCGGAGCGAUGCCGCCGAGAAGCUGCAGGCUAUGGACACGCGAGGGAGAGUGCUGAUGGCAUGCUAGACCACGAUCAUGAGCGGAGCCCCGGGCCUCUGCUGGGAGAGGUUUCUCAUCUCUUCCUAAGUUCUUAUUGCAUCGGGUGUCUCUUGCCCCUUGCAGAACAGAAGCCCUGCUUGCUGCUGCUCACCUUGCCUACAUCUGCAGCCUGCAAAGCAAAUUAAGGCAUUUGCUGUCUAAAAACAACUAGGUGUUUUAAGAAGAAGAAAGAAAAUAAAAAGAGUGUGUGCGUGGUAUAUAACAACAACAUCAAACCUAACCAGGCUGCGGUAGGAAGAAAAGGGUCGCAAGAUCAAAUUUCUCUGUAGAUCUGCUGUCUGCAGAGUUCAGCUACAAGUUGGGUGUACCUGGAGUUGUUGAAUGCAAGCUAGGCUGAGCUCCUCCAAGCGUGGCGACGACGACGACAGCAGCAGCUCUAGAUGUGCGUGGGUACUUAACGCUUUCCUGUCUCUCUGGAUUUGUACCAUGCUCAAGAUCCUUACGAAGAAGCUUAGGAAUCAGAGUUUGAAUGAGAUACAGCCCUUCCAGUUAAAGAUUUCCUAUCCCCCAAGUGAUGAGGAAGACAGUGAUGACUCUGAGGGAGAGAACCAGGAACUUGCUCAGAUUGACAAAGAGAGAAGACGGAAUUGCACCUUAAUGCCCCUGGCAACCAAUCAGCUGCAGAACCAAGAAAACCAGUGCUGUAAAGCACGAGCCCAUUUUCCUCCUGGGCUGGACCACCAUAGCUCUGAAGAGGAGCUGGAACACAUUAGCUGUGAAUUUGCCGCUGAGAAACGGAAGUGGUCGCAGGUCAACAGGCUCUCCUGCUGUGGCGACGGCUACAACACCUCCUCCAGCGACGAGGAAGUGAAGAACUUGUGUGGCAUGUCCUUCCAGCCUGUGGUUGACGUGACGGAUGGCUUGCACGCCACCCCUAGCCCUGUGCUUUUCAGUGCCUCUCCUCCCAAGAGACUCCAGCCCUUGGUACGGACCCCAACGUCCCGGCCUCUAAUCUUCACAAGCGUCGGAGCCAGCUUUGAGCAAGCAAUGCCGUGUAAACGGCACCGGCAGGGCUAUGGAGACAAGGUUGGUAGGCCCAGCCUUGACCUGGAAAAAAUGCAGCAGAAGAUGCUGUUUAAAAAGAAUUGUGGCACAAAGACUAGAAUCAUCAAAAUUCGUCAUAUCAAUGGAAGCCGACCAGCACCUCACUUCGUGUAUGACUCGUCAACCUUUGCCUUCCAGUCCCUGAGCACCUUGAAGCCUCUGAGCCCAAUAGCUCCGGUUGAAGAACCCUCAUGUGCCUACUGAAGGAGAUAAUCAAAACUCUCAGGAAUAAUCAUACCAACCAAUUUCCCAGCAGGAACUGGGUGUGGGAGGGCAUGUAUUGGAAAUAGCCUCCGAGAUCUUUGGUCGCAGGAGAUGGGUGACUUUUCUCUUGCUUGUUUUUCAUGCCAUCAUAACGUCUGAAGAUUGGUAGAAAGGGAAUGUAUGUGCGUUGAGCAAGCUCAGCUCAUAAGCCAUAGUGCAAUUAUCAAGAUGGUAUCUGAUAACACAAAGCUGGUUUCUUAGGGGGAAAAAGGUGGGUAUAUUUCCCUAGUGAAUGAGCAGCUACCUGUGUGGUGGAAUGUGAGGAAUAAGUGGGUUUCUAUUCUUUCCCUCUAUCUAGUGGAGUUGUUCUCUCUACACAAGUGUAUCCCGGAGGACUAGUUCCUUGCCAAGAAGUGGAAGAUCUCUGGUCUCAUCAUGACUGUAAAGGUCAAGAUAGAUCUGGCUUUAGCUGCCCAUAGAGGGUGAACCUAAUCUUUGUGUAACCAUAUUACAAGGCUAAACCAAGAAGCACACUGAGGUUGUGCAACUUCAGGGUUACCUUGAGACAUGGUACAAAUGCACCAAUCUAGAGUAUGCCCCAAAGGAUUCUCCCUUAUGAAGGUUCAACUAAUGUCACAUGUUUUUGUCCUGUGCGUUCUGGAAUAUGCCAUGGAGCCUCAGGGUAUGCUGUGUCUGGGCAGAUGUUAGCUAGAAGGUACGCAGGAGAGAACUUGUGGAGGGAGGGAAGAGACACAGUUUCCUCUCACUUUGACUCCCUUCACACACACCUUAUUUUGAGCCACAUGAGCAUCACUUCUUUGUGUUGGUAUCCCCAUGGGCUGUGGAAUAUGUAUAAAAACCGCAAGGUCAGAUUCCAAACCAUGUGUUUAGCACCACCCGUGUGAUCACACUAUUCAUACCCUGCAGCUACAUGGGAUAGUAUGGGAUAGUAUUGCAGGAGGUAGAAUUAUGUGUGGCUGGGUUGCCUUCGAUUUAUAUGUAACCACACUAGUUUAAGUGGAUGUUAUACCACAAGCACUGGGAGCAAAUGUUAGCUCUCAUCCUGAGAUGUAUAAUUGACUCUUUUGCAGGUAUGAGUGACAGAGAAGGGGAAAGAUGAAACAUGUUAUAGUAAUAGCAUCUUUAUGGUGGCAGGAAUAGUGAUUUAACACGGCUGCAGCGUCCUCUGUUCCACACUGAAUCUUUUCUUCUUGUUUGUCUACACUGACAUAAGAGAGAGAGAGAGAGAGAGAUUAUUUCUCCUGUUAAAUGGCCCAGAUUCUACAGCAGGGGCAGGGAGUUUGUGGCCCUCCAGAUAUUGUUGGACUCCAACUGCAAUCAGCCCCAGCAAGUGUGGCCAAUGGUCAGAGACUAUGGGAGUUGUAGUCCACCAAAAUAUGCAGGGCCACAGAUUCACCACUUCUGUUUAAAGGGUCCCCUGCAAGCCCAAUGAAAUCUAUAGUGUCUAUUGAGCCUUAAGAAAUUAACAGUAUGGUACACUGUUCUCUCUAUGUAUACUCAAUGUCUGCCUUAUCUAUGUACUAAUAAUACGGCAUACAAUUGAGUGAGCACUUCUGAUACGUAAUCUCCAUUUUUAAUUUUUUUAAACAUAUAUAUAUAAAAAAAACUUCAGAAAACAUGCAUCUGCCAUAGUUUGGACAACUACUCUGAUGCCAUCCAUAAUUAGAAAUUUAGAUCUUAAUCUCGUCAGUAGAUUUCCAUGUAGAAAAAGCCAACCUCAGUUAUGUCGCCACUGGAAUGCUGAAUCCUGAAGCUUUCUAAGCUGAGUAUGAGUUGAAUCAGCUGCUUUUACAUAGUCUCCCAUGUAAAGAUACUGGCCACAUAAGAGGCAGUGGCCAGAAUGUCUGGGAUAAAGGAACCCAUGCUUUGUAUUUUUACUACUCCAUUCCAUGCAAGAAGAAUUCAGGGAUGUGCACAACCUUCUUUUCACCAGCAUUAAUGAAAUAAAAAGCAGAAUUCUUUUUUGUCCACUGGGUUGUUCUGAUAAGAACAAAAUGAAUGAUGAAUGAACGAAGGCAGAUCUUUUUUUGAAAUAUUUCUGUUGUUCCUCCAGUUAAAGGCACGGAAAUUUGUUUCCCUGUCUUUUAAACCUAAAUAUUAUUCUUGCAGGCCUUAUUGUCAACAGUACAUGAUGGGAUCUGUAUUUCUUACGGGCUUAGCCUCCCUAUGACAAGGGCAAAUGUACUCUAGUUUGCUGUUUCUGCGAAUUGAGUUCAGCCCACAAAUAGCCAGUGUGUAUCAUGGCCAGGAAAGGUUUGGGGUUGUUCUCCUCAUGCCUAGAGCCAUCAGCUUGUCCCACAGACACAGUAGAAUCCUUUUUUUUCUUUCUAAACAGAAUGACUUUUUGUGAUUGGCCUAGAGAAGCCGUCCCAUAUGAUGCUCCAAGAUGAAGGAAUGGAAGGGAGACGACCUCUGUUAAUCUUGCCUUUCUUUAGUACUUUUGUAACAUUUCUCUCUGUGGUUUUUCAAUCAGAACAAUAAAGUUACAUUUUAACUGCUGCUAUA